Molecule: messenger RNA, 2055 nt
Organism: Talaromyces rugulosus
Lineage: Eukaryota; Fungi; Ascomycota; Eurotiomycetes; Eurotiales; Trichocomaceae
Exons: 5
Coding region: 1-2055 (684 amino acids)
Biological process (GO): DNA-templated transcription; regulation of DNA-templated transcription
Cellular component (GO): nucleus
Molecular function (GO): zinc ion binding; DNA-binding transcription factor activity, RNA polymerase II-specific; DNA binding
Source: RefSeq, a predicted model, not a curated record
AUGCAGCAAUCCGGUCCGCGGACCCGUCGCAACGGGACUCUGCAGUCGUGCGAACCGUGUCGCAAGUCCAAGCUCAAAUGCGACCAUGCGACGCCAGUCUGUGGCCGGUGUAUAGCAAAGGACAUUGCCCAUAAAUGCUUCUACCAUCCUUCGCCCAUGACCAGAAAAGGUCAGCCUGGCAGUCAGUCGUUUGCUGAUAGCCAGCAAAGUACCCCGAUUCACAGUCCGACAACUUAUCCACUACCACCACCACCACCAGCUGCACCAGAAAAAACCUGGGUGCCGUCUGGCUACCUCGGCGCGUCCAACUUGUUUUCCAUCCUUCAAGACUGUGGCAACGAGAUCCCUACGGCCUUUGAAACUCACAACAUCGCCAUCCCGCGAAACCUGCAACCAGACCCGAUCCCCACCGGCGCAGAACUGCUCAGGAUUUUAUAUCAGUUUCCUGUGUGCGACGUGCUCAUUGCCCGGUACCAGGCCAACGUGCUCGUCUUUGCCGUGCCGGAUACGCUCAUCAACGCCAUCGUCGGUUCUGUACGACAUGCGCUGGAGCACUUUGAUGAGCCUGGGUUAAGCACGCAACUCGCGCGUUUUGCGCACAUGAUUUUUCAAAACUCGUCGAGGCCAAUGGUCGUCAACAGAUCCAUGACUGUUGAGCAGUACUGCGCCUCGUUCACGGGCCCCAAUUUUCGAUGGGAGGCUAUUGGGAACUAUUUCGCCGUUGCGGGGAUGGCGCUCGUGGGCACGCCGGAGAAUGAUCCGGUGCUAAUGGCGGCGAAUAUUCACAAGGAGACGCUGUUGAGUUUGCUGAUUGAGGCAAGUGAUAUCUGCAUCAAGUUCUGUGAACAUCCGUCGUCGGUGAAUGAGUUGCUGGUGUUUCAUUUGAAUAAUGACUCCAGGCUUAAGACACACCGGUACGGUGAUAUCGAUUACCUGUGUUGGCGCCAGAUGGGGGUGCUUUGGUCCACCAUCACCACCGCCGGCCUCCACCGAGAGAGCGGACCAGAGGACGACUGUCCCUUUUUCCUCUCUCAAUGGAGGAAGCUGUGUUUCGUGGCCAAUUACAGCAGCGACAAGAACCUGGCAACGUUCAUGGGACGGCCGCCGCUGAUCCCCCGUCGAUAUUGCAAUGUCAGCGCUCCGCUUGAUAUAAGCGAAGAAGUGCUCAUCUCCGGGUCAGAAGCAGUCGGACAGGCCGUCUCCCAACUCGAUGCUAUUGGAUGGAACCAAAACAACAUAUACCGUGUCAGCUUUCUUCGUCAGCGGUUUUUCAUCGCGCUUCUGCGUGAGGAGGUGCUCGAGAUUGUCCUGGGAUGUGAACAGGGCGACGAGAUGCUGGUUGACACGGUAGAGUUUGAGAACAAGGUCAAUCAUAUACUGGAAAAGGCCAAAGCGAGCUGGGACUCGACUCCCUCGCAUUUGCGGUUCGAUCACCAGGAAGGCGGCAUUGCCGAGAUCUCUUCGCAUGCGUGGAUGAGCCGGUACCCGCUCAUCAUGCCGUAUCUCGAACACCUAUACACGUUUUUCCUCUUGCGGCGAGCGCUCGUACAGCAGACGGGCUCGGGCCACGCGGAGCUCUUUGACACGGCGAGAGAGGUGCUGUCGACAGUCACCCAUAUCAGCGGGAACAAGGAGCUGAUAGUUGAUCGAAGUCGGCAUUAUGCGUGGCUGAUGCUAUCGUAUGGCGUCGCCAGCGCAAGCGUGCUUGCUCUGCAGCUCCUGCACGAAAACCAAGGACGCAUAGCGUACGUGCUGCCGGGCCGCACCGAGCUGAUCCGGAAACUGACCGUCUUCACCUCGUCGCUGUCGUGGAUUACACGACCGGACCAUGGCGACUAUGCCCUGUGCAUCGAAGCGGAGAAACGUCUGACGACGGUGCUAGACGAGAUUCUGGACCCGACGCCACGGCCGCCGGCCGCCCAACAGCAGUCGGAUGUAGCGGGUAUGGAUAGCUUGUCGUCGACGAAUUUCGACAGUUUGUUUGAGGGGUAUGAUUUUGGGGGCAUGUCUAUACCGGGACAUGGGCUUUUUGCAGAAAACAUGCCCUGGCCGUGA